This is a messenger RNA of Trichobilharzia szidati, 1091 nucleotides long. The record is from the annotation of a GenBank genome assembly. Lineage: Eukaryota; Metazoa; Platyhelminthes; Trematoda; Strigeidida; Schistosomatidae.
AUUCCAUCAAAUCAGCCAGGCGAAAACGAAACGAUCGGUUCUACUUUAAAGGAGACUCUACUAUUCUGAAACUCAAAGCCUCUCUCUACUGAAACCAUGCAAGUAGUGCCGGGAUUUUCGAAUAUGUGAGGUACGGACUAAUAAAUGUUCGGCUCACACACUCCUAAAUCUUUGGGAUAUUGUAUGAAACUCGCGCUGAGCGAGUCACUUCAUGAUCUUGACCAGAAUAUUAGAUGUGCUGCAAGGUUGUCUAAAAUCAAUUAUGAGGAUUUAGUUGAUAUGGUUUUGGAGUUAAAUAAACUAUGUACCACUACAUUCGGAGAAAGGUGUUCUUCCGUCAAGUUCAGUCUGAAGAAGCAUCAAAGCGGAGUGUUCUGGCGGCUCACUACCAAAGUUUUUUGCAGUAUUUCGAGGAGAGAUGGCUCUAUUUAUAGAGUAUUUGAUCUCAAGGAAUUUAUGCUGUUGUAUGAUGAGGUCAUACGCUUCAAGUCGAUUAUAGAUUCUCAACCUAAAAUCACAAAUUGCUCAUCUGACAUAUCUGACGAUCCCUGCUGCAUUUGCUUGGACAGAGAACCUGACACGGUCCUUCCGUGUAUGCAUGUAUUUUGUCAAAUUUGCAUCAACAAAUGGGCUGGGCUUAGUUACAGACUGCCAUCGGCAAACGAUCAAAGUACUGGUACAAAUUCGAGAAUAAAUACUAACCUAUCUGUUCCAGGUCAAGAAUCAAAUAACUGCAGACCCAAAGAAGCUAAUCGUACUCAGUGCCCUAUUUGUCGAUCUGCAUAUACCAACACAUCUACAUCUUGGCAAAUAAUUGGCACUCUAUCACCAAAAGAUCAUACUCGUCAAAUUUCAGGUAUUGUUUUACGUAUGAUUUCACGAGCUGGUGAAGCAUCAGAUGCAUUUGCUGAAGUGGAUGAUGAUGAUGACGAUGAUGAUGGAAAUAGUGGUGAGGUGUCAAUUGUCUCGGCUAAUCCACAGAAUAACGUAACAGAGAAUCUUUGACAUGUUAAUUCCUCAUAUAUUAUAUCAAUGUGUACAGUUGUUUAUUUCAGAAUAUUUCAUAUUUUCAAAUAUAAUUAUCAUCAGCC